Messenger RNA from Dicrocoelium dendriticum, 858 nucleotides. Lineage: Eukaryota; Metazoa; Platyhelminthes; Trematoda; Plagiorchiida; Dicrocoeliidae. The record is from the annotation of a GenBank genome assembly.
AUGAUACAUCUUUUUGUAAACCUCUGUUUGAUUCUCACUUGUCUUUCUGGGGGAGUCGCUAUCGACCUCAAAAUAACGCAAAGCGAACUUCAACAAUUUGUAAACACAAUAUGGAGAUUAGAGAAGACAAAAGUGGACUUCAGAACCAACUUUUGGAUAGAUCUUCAAGGGAAGCUUGCAGAAGGAGCUUCAAUGGACAUGGCACCAGGUCCACUCUUCCAACUUUGGACAAGUCCAUUUUCAAAUACGAUUCCCGCGUUUAUGGAUCUUCUGGAUAACUAUCAUUGGUCUGUGGGCAUCAAAGAACAAAUGAGUAGCAAAGAGCAGAAAGAAGUGGAAACGUUUCUAAGUGAAUUGAUGAAGACGGAGACUAUGAAACAGACAUUUGCGUUUUUGCGAAAUAAAGGACUGAACGUGAGGACAGAAGAGGAUUUCAAACAAAUGCUUAAGAGCAUUUGGUUCACACUUUACAGUCGAAAACGCGUAAAUGAUUCGUCAGCGUUUGAGCACGUCUUCGUUGGUGAAAAAAGAGGUCGGGAAAUAUCCGGACUGCAUAACUGGAUCCGAUUCGCUCAGAUGGAGAAAGCAGGGAUGCUGGAUUACAGGGGCUUCUUUACCACGAAUUGUGGAAACCCUCCUCUCUUGGUGACAAUAUCUUUUGUGACGCAUGACGGCGCAGUGAAAUCAAAGGGAAGUUUGCUUAUUGGAACAUCACCAGAAUUUGAAUUUGCCCUGUACACCACGGUGUUCACAGGAGGUAGAAGCACCGUCACUGUCAAACUGGAUUCUUGUCGAAUCACGGUUCGUUGCUACUCACUUCACAAGACCGACACAAUGGGCACCUGUUUUAUAAUUUGA